AAGUUAAUGACAUUCUAAUCACCUUGAUCAUAGCUCUCUUGAACCAACUCGCUAUCACAUAGGUAGUCAAGAUCCAUCCUUUCUUCCUUGAUUGCUCUGUAAAGUAAACUUAGAAUUCCAAAACUAGAAUGAAGGACUAGCUCAUUCCCCUCACUAGGAGAAUCACCAUGAAAGGGUACAUGAUUCUUAUCAAAAUUACUAAUAGAUUCGGUUAGCACAGAAGUCUUCUCAUUAAAUAAAAGUAAAUACACACCUUUGCCUUCUGCAUAACACUUCUCUACCAUCUUACUGGCAAAAAAAUUCUUGCCAAUCUUGCCUCGCUUUUGAUUUCUCUUUGAAACCUUCUUUUCAACUUUAGAAGUUGAAUAUUCAGCUUAUUUGGAACCUGUUCGCUUCUUUUCUCUUUCUUUAUACAUUUGUAGAUUACAUUCUUGAAUUUGUAAAAGAGAAAGAGGUGAUAAAGUAUAACGCUUGCUAUCUAUUACAAAGGAAUACUUAUUCGUAAAUCCAUCAUGCUUGGCUUUGCGAUCAUACUCCCAUGGUCGUCCCAACAAUAAAUGACUUGCUUCCAUUGGCACCACAUCACACAUAACUUCAUCUUCAUAUUUUCCAAUUGUAAAUGGAAUACUCACUUGUCUAGUGACUUUCAGAUCACUACAAUUACGUAACCAUUGCAAUUGAUAUGGUGUAGGAUGUUUAAUCGUAGGCAACUUCAAGUUUUCAACAAGAUAGGAACUAGCAUUAGUACACGAUCCAGGAUCAAUGAUAAUUAAGCAUACCUUGUCCUUUACGCGACACUUCAUAUGAAAUAUAUUGUUCCUUUGUUAUAACUCCUCUGCAACUUGAGUUGACAAUGCUCGAAAAUUAACAAACACAUGUCCAUCUUUGGCCCUUAUCUCUACCUCAUCAUCUUCUUCUUCAUCAAACACAAGUUGACGCAUUCUCUCCUCCUCUUCCUCCUCAGUCUCAUGAUCUUCGACUUCUUCAUCUUUAAUCAUCAUUGCCUUUACUCCAAGGCAAUCUCGAGAAUAAUUUCCUUUUACUCCACAUUUGAAGCUAAUAGUAGGGGACUUACUUGUACUACUUGAAGCCUUGUAAUCUCCAGAAGGUUUAGAAACAGAGUUAGUACUAGAAGAUGUUUUGGGUAUAAAAGAGUUACCUCCUUUCUUGGUCUUUGUAGGUGUGGACAUCUUCUUUACAUCUUCCUUCUUCUACACAGUUGAACAUGUUGAGGUACUCUUCUUUGACAAUUGUCUCUCCACUAUUCUCGCCUUAUGUUACAUCUCAGUGAUAUCAAGAUAGUGUGACAACUCAACUACAUCAACAAUAUUUCGAUUGAGACCUCCAAGAAAUCUAGCCAUGGUGGCUUCAGGAUCUUCUCUAACGUUUGCACGUGCCAAUGCGGUCUCUAAUGCUUGAUAGUACUCAUCUACGGUCUUGUUCCCUUGCGUAAAUACUUGAAUCUGUUUACACAAUUCACGAUAAUAAUCAUAAGAAGGUACGAACCUUUUCCACAUGAGUCUUUUCAUCUCGUCCCAUAUAGUAAUAGGGUCUUCAUCAUAUAACUUUCUAUCUUUCACAACCUUAUCCCACCAUUCGGAGGCAUAGUUGUAAAACUCAGAAGCAGCAACAUGGAUCUUCUUUGAAUCAUCAUAGUUUUGCAAAUGAAAAUGCUCGUUCGAUCCUUUUCUCCCAUGCAAGAUACGCCUCAGGGUCAUUAGUACCUUGAAACUCAGGUAUCUUGAUCUUCAUGUUUCCAAAAUCAUGUGGAUUAUUAGGGUUUCCACCUCUCGCUCGUUGAUGGAUUUUAUUCUCGUCACGUCCUUCUUCAUGAUUGCGGUUUCUUCUUUCAGGCGUCCGUAUUUCAGUUUUUAACUCCUUCAUUUGAAAGGACAUCUCUUUAACCUUCUCCAUUAGAGUAAUGACAGCCUCUCGCAUAGCUUUUUCUGCGGGUGUCUCUUCUAACUCUUCAUUGUCUUGCUCGAACGUUUGAGACAUCUUGCAAAAAUUUAUUAGAACAAAUUCCUACCUCACUUCCCCUAACACAAUAUUCCCCCCAAUAGAUGACACUCACCAACUAUUUCUACUCUCUCAAUUUCUGGGCGUUAUGGCUUUUCCCCAAAGUAAUAUAGUAUACAGUCUAGCCUUUUUCCUCUCAAUCUUUUGUAGUUCAAGUUCCGGCUCAAGCGCAAUCGUUCAAGGUCACACACAAUGAGCAAAAGAGAAUCAACUUAACUUGCAAACCCACUUGAAGAGCAAUUUUAUAGCACGGAUAAUAAUUUAGCACGUAAGAUAGACAAAUCCAAGAGAGUCAUUACAAGAAAAUGGUCGAAAACCCACGGAUUUUUUUGGCCGUGGGUAUUCUGUGGGUAUUUACCCUACCCAUAGAAUACCCAGGUUGUUUUGUUGGUUGUUUUGUUGUUUUGUUGGUUGGUUGAUGAAGUUUAUUGGUUUAGUCUGUGGGGUUCUUCUGCCAUAUAAAUUGUGCAAUUACAGUUGAUGAAGUUCUGUUAUUUUUGCUAAAUUUGGACCACUCAUUGGUUUAGUCUGUGGGGUUCUUGUUCUGAAUUUGUUCUCUUCUUUUUUUUUCACGAUAGUAGUGUCAGGCCAGAAAUACUAAUAAGAACUCUUGGCGGAGAGAAAAGUAUCUUGUUGUUGUUGUUAGGUUUAUUAGAACUCUUGUUUUGUGCAAUGUAAGUUGUAAAUCUUACCAGAUCAAGAUAUUCACUACUUAUACUUUGGAUACUAUUUUUCCAAGAUUUUGUUUCUGUUUUUGUAGUAAUAAGAUUGAUUUUGAAGAGGGUACUUUUUUAUGGUGGUGAUAUAUACGCUUUUUUUCUUCUCUUCUCUUUCUUUAUAACAUCUGUUCCUUACAAUGUUACAAAAGUAGGGCAAUGUGGUUUCUGGAAGAAAUUUCUCAAGAAUACUAGAAGUGGUUUUGCAUAGUAAGCUCCUUAGAUUGACAUUUGUUUGGUAGCAGAUUCUUGAGUUCUUUUCUUAAUGCAUUUAAUAUUUCUUUUCCGCUAUUGUCCAUUCUUGCCUCAUUAUAGAAUGAACCUUUUUGUGUUUCAGGAUGAGCAACUGGUGAAUCACAUUGUGGAAAAUGACCUUUGAGGCUGGUUGUCCUUUCUUUUGUGGAUAAUAGAAGUUGAUAGAAUCUGUUGAACUCUGCUGUUCUUGCUUCUCAGUGGCUAAGGAAAGAAUUGAGUGGGUGACCCUGGCUGAUGAAAUCUGAAAUGUUCUCAGCAUCUCUGUCUUCAAAUUGGAUGAGAUUGGCAUGGGUUUAUCUUUGCUGAAAAUAUAUUUGUCUAUUAAGAACUGUAACCUUAAAUCAUUUCUUUACUACUUAUAUGUGUUGUGUGCAGGUAAAUCUGAAGAUUAUAUUGAAAUAUUUGAUAAAAUCUUACUGGGAACAAUUGGUCAAUUUUGACCUUUUGCCUUCAAUUUGUUUGCUAAAGGUGGAUACAAACAGAUUACAUCUCUCUAGAAGGUGGGGAAUUCUAGAGAUACAAACAGAUACAAAUAGAAUUCUGCAUGUGGGGAAUUCCGUCUUAUCUCAUCAUGAGAGUGGUGGGUUAAGAAGCAAUGUUAACGUGUCAGACCCUAGAAAAUGGAUAGAUGAACAUGCCCUUGAAAAAAGAGGAGGAAGAUUAUUUCGACGAUAACAUGUUUGCAAGUUUGUUUGAAAUGUUGCAUUUAGAGAAUGUUACUUAUAACUUUGUCUUAGUAAAUAACGUUCUAACAGUUUUGAAUUUGGAACAGUGAUGAAGAAGAUUCAACAUCAACACCCAUGCCAAGGACUAAUAAAGGACACUCUUGUCUUAUGCGUAAUGUUUGUAUGUUGGAAUCUUCAGAUGUUGACGACACACUUUGUAUCUACGGAAGUAACGAAGAACAUUACUAGUAACAGAUCUGAGUUCAUCUUUUUCCCCAAAGUUAACCCUUUCCGAAGCCCUUUUCUUUUAUCUAUAUGAAACAUUAAAUUUGGCACUCUUACUGUGUCUUUUUGAAGAGUAUAUGAUAACAAAGCUUGGCGUAAAUGAGGAGGAUGUCAAGGAGUCGUAUUUACAUCUAUACAAGUGCUGCCUAACGGUUUUGCUUGCUUCUGCUUCAAACUACCCAUCUAUGAGGACUUGUGGACUUGUUGAUUAUGAUGACGAUGAUGAGUUCAAUCCUCCUCCAAGAGAAAACUUGGACAAAUCUACUGAAGAUGAUGAGGAAAUUGCUGAAUCAUUCCUGUUGAAACGAAAGUUGGCCUCUAAAGAUGAGCCUGAACGUAAAAAAUUGUGUUGGCAGCCCAAACUGUCAAAGCCGAAUGAAUUGUAUUUGCUGCAUUGUGCUCAACCCUAAGUCAGGCCAUCUUACUGGGCAAGAAAACUAGCUUCGGAGUUGAAGUAUUAGAACUUUAGUAAAAUCCAUGUAAGUUUUCGUAAUUAGUGAGAAUUGUUCAUAGUAUCUUGAUUUUGUUGUUUGGCUACUUAGAUAUUUUGAGAAUAUGUUUUGGAUCUAAUUUUCAUUGAAUUGUG
Oldenlandia corymbosa var. corymbosa is the source of this 4526-nucleotide messenger RNA. The record is from the annotation of a GenBank genome assembly. NCBI's taxonomy places the organism in Eukaryota, Viridiplantae, Streptophyta, Magnoliopsida, Gentianales, Rubiaceae.